AGGUGGUGUCUUCUGCUCCGCUCCUUGAGAGUCGAACCCAUCAAACGGGCACAUCCUUGGGGACCAGCUGCCAAAAUUGGGCCCUUCCCAGCUUUGGCAAGGUAGCAAAAGCGUGUCUGCAUGGGGGCAUCCACUUCCUGCCAGGCACUGAUGGCGUGUGUGGUCACCACUUGAAGAAAAUGGAGCAACCAGCUAAGCAGGAUGCUGCAAGCAAGGUGACAUCGAGUGAUAGCUUCCCACGUCGAUUUCGCCAUCAGAGAAGUGCCACUCGAGAGGGACGGAAAUUUCAGCUGUCCGGCUAUUCCAAUACCGGAUAUGGUCACCAUGGAGACUGUGCCCACGGUUCAAAGAUCCCUUCCAUCAGGAGGCAUCUAAAGCCUGUUUUGCAGUCACCCUCUCAUGAAUCGCUCACCUCACAAGUGCCAUUAACGUUGCAGAUUAAAGUAUCUGGCCAAAGGGAUGGUCUGGGUAUAAGCAUAGCUGGUGGGAAAGGUUCUCUGCCUUACAAAGAUCAAGAUGAGGGUAUUUUUAUUUCCAGAGUCACAAAAGGGGGGCCCUCGGAAAAAGCAGGGGUCCAUGUUGGAGACAGAUUGCUGGAGGUCAAUAGCCUCAGCAUGCAAGGAGCGACCCACCUGGAAGCCGUCAGAGCCCUGAGGAAUGCAGGGAGUCGCAUUCGAAUGAAAGUACUGCGUGAAGGAUCGCAGGUCAGCUGGUCAGACGAGACUCAGGACGCCAAAAAUCCUGUGACCCUGCGACCUUGCGGCUACGAUGAUGCCAUUGGCCAGAAGGCCAUGCAGAAGUCAGAAGACAAGGAAAACUGCUUGUCCAAGAAGAAGGGUGUGGUGUGCAACGGAAAUGGCAUUACUGAUUUGAAGAGGUCUCAGUUGGAGGCAGAGGAUUUGACCAAAAGAAAUGAUUCAGUGAAUGUGAAUAAACACACAAUAACAAUCCCGCGGAUCAUCCUCACACAUCCCUCUACGUCUGAUGAAGAUGUGGAGCUCUUGCCUACAGCUCCGAGCAAAGAGGCAUAUCGCGACACAGGCAUUCGCGAGAGUCAUGUCCCUUUGGAAUGUUUCGACAGUGCUUUUUAUCCACCCUGAAUGCAUCUAGACUUGAUACUGCCAAGGGAACUGUGGAAA
Corythoichthys intestinalis (scribbled pipefish) is the source of this 1139-nucleotide messenger RNA. RefSeq names its product tyrosine-protein phosphatase non-receptor type 13. NCBI's taxonomy places the organism in Eukaryota, Metazoa, Chordata, Actinopteri, Syngnathiformes, Syngnathidae. Gene Ontology annotation, cellular component: postsynaptic density membrane; neuron projection; basolateral plasma membrane. The record is from RefSeq and is a predicted model, not a curated record. The transcript has 7 exons. The coding region runs from base 180 to 1100 and encodes 306 amino acids. Gene Ontology annotation, molecular function: protein binding. Gene Ontology annotation, biological process: cell-cell adhesion; receptor localization to synapse; chemical synaptic transmission.